Molecule: messenger RNA, 2980 nt
Organism: Xiphias gladius (swordfish)
Lineage: Eukaryota; Metazoa; Chordata; Actinopteri; Istiophoriformes; Xiphiidae
Gene: ltb4r
Product: leukotriene B4 receptor
Exons: 4
Coding region: 885-2030 (381 amino acids)
Biological process (GO): neuropeptide signaling pathway
Cellular component (GO): membrane; neuron projection
Molecular function (GO): neuropeptide binding; leukotriene receptor activity
Source: RefSeq, a predicted model, not a curated record
UGUUUCUCUCUCCACACGCAGUCUCCAAAGUAAAGAGGUAAGCUCAGGAGCUGAAAGUAGAUCAGACAUAGUGUAAAACAGGUAGAAACUGGUAAACUUUUGGAGUGGAUUUACUGUGUUGGAUUUUAAAAAGAUCUCCAAUUUAAGGUCAGUUUGUUUGAUACAAUUCAGCUAAAUAAUAAUAAUUAAUUGUAACAGCAAAACCUUGGUGGUUGUUUGACAAAAACAUUGAAAUUUUUUCAUCACAUACAAUUUUGUCACACAAGUAUGAGGGAAGGAACUAAUAUGAGCAGGUUUCCUGACUUUUUUAUAAAAUAAAUGAGGCAAUGUGAAAAGUAAAAAAAACAAUCUAAACUUGAUAUGAACAUUUCACGUGACUAAUUGAGAACUGUAUUUUGUUUUGUAACACAAAGCUUUAUGUAAAACGUGUGUUUAGAUACUAGAAGAUGAAAAGUUUUAAUUUGUAAAAAGUUUUAAAAAACUUUUAAAUUAGUUUUCUCCUGUCUUUUUCUGCUUCCUGGUCAUUAUGAGCUAUAAAACAGAGAUUUUACAUUAAGUACUGAAGUUCAUUCAACGCAUAUUGCAUUGAAUAUGCGUUGACAUACGCAUGACCUUUACAUUCGACUUUCAGCUUUAUAUGGAGAACUAGAGAGAUGCUAGCUCGCAGGUAUACGAAAGACGAGGAAAGCUGCAUUUUAUUUCAACAUUUCAGCGCAUUUUGAUGUCCCAAAGUACUGAUCUCUAGAUCUUAAAAUUUCAAGCUCUCCCUGUUGGACUUAUGGCAAAAAUUUAAAAAGAACCAAUACACACAAAAUUCAGGCAAUAAAACGUUGGGUACAUUUGAGAGUUGUCGAAAGGGGAGAAGAGUCUUCAGAGGUGAUCUGAUGGCGUCAAAUAUCACCACCGCCACCUCCCAGCAGUCCUCCUCUGCCUCCUUUUCUUUGCCCAUCAACAUCCAAGCCCGGGUUGGCAUAGCUAUCCUGACCCUGGCAUUUGUUCUGGGCUUCCCGGGGAACCUGUUUGUGGUUUGGUCGGUGAUCUGCCAGGUGAAGAAGCGUUCAGUGACCUGUUUGUUGGUGAUGAACCUGGCUCUGGCGGAUGCUUUCGUGCUGCUCAGCGCACCUUUUUUCCUGCGGUACCUGGCUGGGGGCCGGGGCUGGGAGUUUGGCUCAGCAGUGUGCAAGCUGGUGCAUUACCUGUCAAGUGUUAACAUGUACGUAUCCAUCUACCUCAUUUGCCUGAUGAGCAUGGACCGCUGGCUUGCUGUCACAAGGCCUUUUCUGUCCCAGAGAGUGAGGACCAAGCACUUCCUGCUUGUUCUCCUGCUGGUGGUCUGGGUAAUGGCGUUCAUCCUGUCACUGCCAAUGCCUUUUUACCGCAGUAAUCUGAAGAAGACAUUUCCACCACACAACAUCACCUUCAGCUUUUGUUUACCAUACCACUGGAAUAGCGUGGGUCACCAAGUCUUCCAGUACCUGUCUGAGACCAUCAUGGGCUGCUUGGUGCCCUUCUCCCUCAUCACCACCUGUUACACCUGGGUCAUCUGUCGUCUGCAAAGCGCUAUGUUCCACCGCAGAGCACAAGGCAGCCGCCUGAUCCUGAUGAUCAUCUGUACCUUUGCGCUAUUCUGGCUGCCCUAUCACAUCGUCAACAUCAUUCAGGUCAUUGGACUGUUGACAGGAAGUGCUUCAGUGUCGAAGGCUGCUACUAGUGCCCGCCCAAAUGUCACAGCCUUCGCUUACUUCAGCAGCGCUGUCAAUCCCAUCCUCUACGUGUUUGCCGGCAGCUCCCACAUCCGCCAGGCCGGCCUCAGCUUCAUGGGCAAACUGUUUGAGGCCACCAACUCAGAGAGCAGAAGCACAUCCACCUUCACCCGCAGUGCCCGCAGCAGCUGCCCGGAUGAGAGCUCUGCCCUGCAAGCGCUGUCGGGGAAACUCGGGAAUCCUUUCAAAAGCAAGAACAAGGAGUGGAGCGGUAGUGUGGCUGGCAAAGAGGUCGAGACUCUGGCCAGUGCCCAGCAGCUAGAGUAGGGCUCUAGCCCUUUUCCUUGGACUACUUUUUUUAAGUUCAUUAAUUAGAUACAAACUGUAUUGACUCAUGAUUUUGUCUUUUUGAGUUUUUCUCUAUGUAUGCUUUAUUACAUUAGGUAUUAUCCUAAAAAGUGUUGCCUAUCAAAAGAUUAAAGUGGCAUCAGGAACAGUAAACGGUGACAGUGAAUCUUGUGACUCAUCUGACAAUGAAAACUAAUAUAGCUAUGGAGAUGUCUUUACAGAAUACAUUGUCAGACUCAAAUAAAAUGUUUCAAAUUAAUAAAGUUUUCUUAAUAUUUUGUUUCUUCUACUGUGUAUUUGUCAUAAGAGGUCCACCCCUGUAUUUGGCUUGCAAAAGUAAUUGUCCUUUUCACAGAUGUCUGAAAUUACUGUAUACUGUUACUUAUGCAAUGUUCAGCAGCAUUAAUGGAGCAUUGCACAAGAAACAUUUCACCAAAGCAUACUUCCUUUCGCUGUUUUGUGCAUCACUCUGUCUAACAUUUCAUAACACCUGUCUUAAACAACCAAGUUAAGGUUCAGAGCUGGCCUCAAAUUUUCCCCUGAGAAUCAGUUGACAAACGACAAAAACAGAACUUUACGGGAAACGUAUCCCAUUUAUAGCCUGUAAGUAACGGUGAAUGGACAUCUAAAGAUCUUGGCAUGAUAACAUACUGGAGACCCAACUGUAGUACGGGCAGAAGACAAAAUGCCCCGAGAGCUGAGAUUUCUACAUCAGUCAUGUCUUCGUUAACUGGUGGCUGAGUCAUAGUGUAAACUCCCUACCUAGCAACCGAAAGGCCUGAUGCUGCAAGAGCCAUCAGCAAUGAGUUCAUUGUCAAUGUUACAGUCCUCUCUACGCCAAAAGUAGGCGUUAGGUUCACAUUGAAAUUGAUUAUUUUAUUUGUGUUUUGCUAAUGUGAUUUGUUUUGGUUUGAUUUGGUUUUGUAUCU